AUGUCCCGACCGCAGCUCUUCGUUCCCCAGCAGGGGCAAUCAGGACCGUCCAAUUUGCUACCUUCGGGAUGGCAAUCCGUUCCGCAAGGCCCUCCUGGACCGUUUGAUCAAUUCAGUGGACCGCCAGGAUUCCGUCCACCGGCAGGCGGAGCAGGGAUGCAGCAGCAGCCGCCGGGAUUCGGCUUCGGUCCGCCACCUGGACCUCCCAGUGGAAUCGGCGGAGGUGGCGGAGGUGGCGGAUUCGGAUUCGGGGGACCUGCGCCUGGCGGGGGACCCAUGGGUCCGCCGGGAAUGAUGGGAGGACCGGGCGGAGGAGGAGCGGAUGCGGGUCAUAACCCGUUAAAUGACAUGCUCGCGGGGGCUGGGUCAGGGUUCAUUCGGUCGGGCCUGGGUGCUUAUGGCGAGCGGCUACUAGGGAGCAGUCGUGCCUACGUUCAAAACAACGUGGGCAAGUACUUUGCAUCCACGGACUUUCACUACUACUUCCAUGUCAACGAUGCCUACGUGCGCAACAAACUCAAAAUCAUUGUCUUUCCGUUCCUACACAAGGGCCACUGGACGCGGGUGGCAGAGCAGGUGGCCGGGGGUUUGACCUACAAGCCGCCAUGCAAUGACAUCAACGCCCCGGACCUCUACAUCCCUGCCAUGGCCUUCGCCACCUACGUGGUGCUCGCUGGACUCUCCGCUGGUCUGCUGGGCAGGUUCGCCCCAGCAUUUGUGAAUGCACGUGUUGGCAAGGGAUUAAUCGGGUGGUUUCUGGAGGUGCUGCUGCUUCGAACGAUACUCUACUCGUUGGCAUCAGGCGAUGCUCCACUGCUCGACCUCGUGGCAUACGCUGGCUACAUGUUUGUUGGAAUCUCCCUGACAAGCCUCUCUUGGGUCGUGUGGCGGAUGGCCUACUUUCCGGUUUUGAUUUGGACAAGCUUGUGCAUGGCGAUGUUUCUUGUGAAGACAAUGAAGCGGGUAAUGUUUGCGGAGACCCGGCACUACGACCCUUUAGACGACCUCAAUAAAUCCCACGAUAGGUUGGUGAUCAUGGCUGACGACGAGGAUGAGCAGCUGCAACGGGCCUUUCGCAUGAGCUUAACGAGUCAUCCCGCAGCAGACUCCUCCCCACGAAACCCUCAGACAAGCAGCAGCGGUAUCAAUUCCCAGUCCACCGGCGGAUUGAAUACCAGUCCUGACCAUUGCCGCCCAUCCGCGAAGCGCAGCAAAUCUGAAGAUGAAGGAUCGGAUCCCGGACAAGCGGGAGGGGGUGGUGGUGGCUAUAGCGGGGGUUCUUAUAGCGGUCGCGUGGCAGCGCGACCCGAGACGGCGGAGGAGCGCGAGAGACGGAUACAGCGGGAGAUUCGAGCAGCAGCCGCGGAACGACGAAUGGCUGCUUUAGGAAAGCCCAGUGCAGAAUCGGUCAAAUUCAAAUCAGCUAAUAUCGGAUCAGCCGUAGCCUCCUCGGGAUCUCCAGCUGUUCCCGCCUCGAGCCGUCCUCAUAGCACUUCUGACAGGCCCGAUCCACAUGUAGAUAAGGCUCCCACGAGUGCUUCUGCUCCUGCCAAUCCCGUUCCGCCAUGUGUCCACGAUGUUGACAUGGCGGAUCAGGCAUGUGAUUCGCUGGCAGCGCAGACUAGUGGAAAGGCGUCAGUAGAAGGCAAGACAGGAGACGUGAGGGUGUCGGGAACCCGAGACGCGAGUUUAGGAGGGAAAAUUACAGAGGGAAGCGCAACGGAAGCUGGGGGAUCCCAAUCGAACUUGGCUGUAUUUGAAGGAUCUGGCAUUGGGGGGUCUGGGAAUGCUCGUACAGCAGGUGGUGGGGAGGUUGGGGUGGGUGGAGAGGGGUGGAGGGAGGCGGAGAGGCGUUGGGAGGCUGAGCAGGGGUUGGCGGAGUUGCCAUUGGACGACGCGUUUCGGCUGUUCGACAUGGUGUUUGGGCGAAACCCGCCUGCUGCUACCCUCUCGCAGUGGUCCCGACAGGGCUUCAGGUUCAGCGACGACCCAGCGACUUCGCUAGGGCUGGUGCAGAGGGAGGGAGGGCCGUGCGGGGUGCUGGCGCCAGUGCAGGCGCUGCUGCUCAAAUACCUCCUCUUCCCCCCCAUGCCCGCGCACCCCGCGGAUUCCUCCCCGCCUUCCGCUUCCGCCGCCCUUGCUGCUGGUACUGCUGCUGGUACUGGGGAGAGGAAUGCUGGGCAGCAGGGGGGGCAGCAGGCGAGGAAGGAGGGAGAGGGAGGAUGGGAAGAGGAUGAUAUUAGGUUUUAUGACUCGAUGCCUGGUCUGGAUGUUCAAGCAGGAGAGGGGGAGGGAGAGGGUUCGGGCGACUCUGCUGCGCUGCCAGGCUUGGAAGCAGUAAGGGACGGAGACGGGGAGGGGGGAGAAGAAGAAGAGAGAGGGGAAGCUGCUCUGAUCUUCUCGCAGGUUGAGAGACGAAGAGCGCUGGUGCUGGCAAUGGCAGAGUCCUUAUGGGUGCCAAGCAGGGGGCAGAAAGUCGUCAUUGCUGCUCUAUCACCUCACAGGCUGGCUGCUUUGGCUGCUUCAGCCUCUCAACAACCGCUGACCAGCCCAAUCAGCGACGCGACAGCACUUCAAGGAGCAGUCAGAGUGCGACACCUGGCGGGGGCGUCGCACGCUGACGUGGCGAAGGCGCUACACCGGCUGUUCCCGGUGUUUGAGAGUGACUUUGGCGCGCUCCUGCUGCUCUUCUCAGUGCUGCUCUCCCGGGGACUUGAGCGAGUUCAAGAGGACAGGGAUGACCCAGAGCCACCGCUUGUCACACGCCCAUUUGGCCACGCCUCGCAGGAGAUUGUGAAUCUGCUGCUGUGCGGUGAGGCAGUGGCGAACGUAUUUGAUGGUACCAUGGACUUGGGAGGAGGCAUGGCGCUGAAAGGAAUUCCCUCAGAGGCCCAAGUCGGCUUCCUCACACUCCUCGAGUCCCUCAACCUCUGCAAGGUCGGGCAGCGGCUGAAACAUCCCAAGCUGCCCAUCUGGGUGGUGGGCAGCGAAUCGCACUAUACCGUGCUCUUUGCGCUUUCGACUGAAGUCCAGGAGGAGAACGAUGCAGAAGCAGAAGAGUCGCGGGUCAGAGAGGUGUUUGACCGGUUUGAUACCAGCGGGGGAGGGGGUUUUGUCGCUGUGGAGUCGCUACAGCCCAUGCUGGCUGAGCUGAGGGUAAAUUUCCCUCCGGAAACAAUAGACUCGCUUUCGGCGCUGGGGGUGAUUGUGUGGAACGAGCUGUGGCAGGCUCUGCUGAAGCUGGACCGAUCCCAGGGGGGGUUCAAGAGAGAGGGGUCGAGUGGGGGUCGACCUGCCAGCAGGAAGUUUGACUUGUAUCAUUUCAAUGGGAUUGCAAAGCGGGUGCAGACAGUAAGCAGCACUGCAACAGGAGCAGGAGUGUCUGGAGGAAAUGGAGCAGGGAACAUGUCGUAUGGCGGUUUGGAUGUGCCGCAACGUGUGCUAUCACCGCCGUUGACUGCAGUGGAUCAACGGCCGAGAUUAGUCCGGCUUCAUGUGACUGUGCCGCCCAAAUGGUCGCCGGAAGAUCUGAUGAUGAUACCAAGGCCGGAUGGCAGUGGGGUGGAGGAAAUUCCUGCUGAGGUGGUGGCAGACUCGUUCGAUUCUAGUGUGAAUCCUAUGCAACGUGCUUCGCGUGAAGCUCCCCUUGUGGAUUGUAUCCGCACUCGAUGGCAGCGAGCGUCGUGCACAUGGGUAGGGGAUGCGCCAUCUAUUGUGUAG
Molecule: messenger RNA, 3720 nt
Organism: Closterium sp. Yama58-4
Lineage: Eukaryota; Viridiplantae; Streptophyta; Zygnematophyceae; Desmidiales; Closteriaceae
Source: the annotation of a GenBank genome assembly